Aspergillus calidoustus is the source of this 1092-nucleotide messenger RNA. Lineage: Eukaryota; Fungi; Ascomycota; Eurotiomycetes; Eurotiales; Aspergillaceae. The record is from the annotation of a GenBank genome assembly.
AUGGGCAACGGGAGGGCCCGAGUGGAACAUUUGCUUUUAGGGGGGGAAGCUGGGAAGCCACAGGACCCGACCAAUGACAUUUUCUUUGCAGGCGUGAUCCUCCUCUCCAUCGCCUCGUACAAUGUCGUCAAAGUCCUGAUCUGGAUCUUGAGUACAUUCCGGCACUUCCGUGGCCUCUACUUCUACAGCGUUCUCAUCACGGAUAUCAGCCUUAUGGGAUUCAUCGGGCUUUCAUUCCUGAUGCUCUACAUCGGAUGCUCCCCGGGUUGGCCAGCCGGUCUCUGGGGUAUAGUCUGCGCAGUACUACAAACUGCCCAAAUCCUCAUUUUCUAUACCCGUCUUCACCUCGUCUGCCCGCAUAAUCCCGGCGUGGUUCGCACCGUCCGGAUCCUCAUUGUCAUCACCUGCAUCGUCCUGAUCCCCCUCCUUGUUAUCUCCGGCAUCUACGCGAGUGUCACGCCCUCUUGGGUAGCGACAUGCGGCAUCAUUACGCGCUCGGUGCGAAUCACAGUCACCGUGCGCGAGAUGGUAGUAUGCACAAUAUACUGCCUCCAGGCAUUCAAGGAACUGAGCACAAUCGCCGCGCAUAAAGGGCGCGCCGGCGAGAAGGUCAUGCAACAACUGAUUGCUGUCCAGCUUGCGAUUAAUCUGAUGGACAUCGCGUUGAUUGCACUCACGUUCGGGUCGCCGAUGACAAUACAGUUGGGGUACACUUCUCUCGUGUAUGCGAUAAAGCUGAAGAUGGAGUUUGCCAUCUUGAAUACGCUGAAGACAUUGUUGACGAGUCCAAUGGAAUUUCUUCCUUCAUCGCGGAUGCCGGAACCUCAGCCCUCCUGCAUCCCAUCGUCUAUCCCGACCGUCAAUACAGUUCACCCUAAUCCCCCUCCCCCUCGCCUUCGCCCUCACCCUCACGCGCGUCUCUUCCACCCGAAGACUGGUAGUGCAAAUUCAUCGAGAGUCACCGCGUUACUUCUCUCUGCACAGAAGUUUCUCAACGCCUUCAUCCGCCGAGACGAUAAUCGGGUUGCACCGCCGCCUCUCUCCCCCCCAACGGAGCACGGCGCUCAAGCCCUUAUAUCUGUACCUCGCUGA